AUGGACAUUUCUGUCUCAAAAAUGUUGGUUUCAGACUGCGGUGCCAUAAAAGCAAGUCAAACUAGCAAUGUACAAGAAUUCGUUGAGCUGUGUGGUACUCAAAAGAUCUGGAAGCCUAGUGCCGGGGAAACUGUCGAGCUCGAUAUCUCGACUCUGAGCCAAGAACUUGUCGUAAAGCUGUUCCAGGAAGUCACCUACAUAAAAAUGUGCAUUACUCUACGACAAUCGCAGAUCAGAUACCUGCGCAUGCCCAACCUGGUCGAAAUGUAUUCAUGUCAGCCAGGUAGACCAGCGUUCCUGAUAGAAGGAAAUCCGAAUCUAGAAACAAUUGAAGUAGCAACUACCUUCAAAUGGGAUAUAAGUGAAGAGGCAUUCCACAUCGUUUACAAUCCAGGACUUCGACAGUAUCCUCCGGUUGAGCAAUGCAAGUACUGCGUAUUUGAGCCGAAUACAAAGUGUGGAGCAACGACAACGUCCUUGUCAUAUCCGGCAUUCGAUCAGGUUAUGCAGAAUUGCCCUGGGAAGCGAAGCAUUGUGUACCACGAGACCGUUGUCGUCACACAAGAGCAAUUCAAUCAACUCUGUUACAAUGCAGUUUAUCUGCAGAUAUGCUUUGAUAUUACUGACACCGACUACCAGUCAAUAAAUUGUCCUCGACUACGAUUGGUGAAACCCUGUGCUCCAGAACGUUGUGCUUUGAAGAGCCGUAGGUACAGUGACAAGGAAUUGGCUCGACUAUGUGCUGGUUCCGAAAUCAUAACACCACAAAAAGGGUAUUAUCUGACGGUAUCAUCAAGUUAUGUGACCGAAGAAGAGAUGAACAAUCUAUUUGCAAAAGCUGUUUUCGUGGAAAUUUGCAUAACGGUACAUGAAUCCGAGUUCACGAGACUACGGUUCCCCCACCUGCGAGAGAUACGAUCAUGUCUUCCAGGACGGCCGGCCAUUGAAAUCAUUGGCAACCUGAAGCUCAAAGAGCUGUUCAUUAUGAACACGAUUCGCUUCCCGAAAAAUGAACUUAUUUUUGAAAUCUCGGAGAAUCCACACCUAUCCAUAACGGUCAUCAAUCAACUGAAGGUGAUCUGCCCAGGGUGCAAGAUAACAGCCAAUCUGGAUUGUGAACUGCAAAGUCCCACAUACACAAACCAACAACUGGUAACCGCUUGCGCAGGAAAAAGAAUAAUACGUCCGUCAGAGGGGCACAUGCUAGUGUUCAACUCGCCGACCAUAAGUGAAGCUGAAAUGAAUGCCCUGUGUUCAAAAGCCAUCUACAUGGAGGUUUGCAUUGACAUCACGAAUUCCCGGUAUGUAGCCCUACGCUGUCCACAUCUGAAGGAGCUGCUGCCUUGUCAACCAGGUCGACCAGCCAUUCGGAUCGUGGAAAACCUCUAUUUGGAAACUCUUGUAAUUCCUUGGAACUUUAUCUAUCCCACAGGAGAAAUGAUUCUGGAAAUUAGCGAAAAUCCACGUCUUUCUUUGGUCAUCAUCAAUCAGCUCAAGAAACUAUGUCCAGGAUGCAAGAUUACUGCAAACCUUGGUAGAUAA
Molecule: messenger RNA, 1542 nt
Organism: Haemonchus placei
Lineage: Eukaryota; Metazoa; Nematoda; Chromadorea; Rhabditida; Trichostrongylidae
Source: the annotation of a GenBank genome assembly